Molecule: messenger RNA, 372 nt
Organism: Pleurotus ostreatus (oyster mushroom)
Lineage: Eukaryota; Fungi; Basidiomycota; Agaricomycetes; Agaricales; Pleurotaceae
Exons: 4
Coding region: 1-372 (123 amino acids)
Biological process (GO): peptidyl-glutamine methylation; rRNA (guanine-N7)-methylation; tRNA methylation
Molecular function (GO): protein heterodimerization activity
Source: RefSeq, a predicted model, not a curated record
AUGGUGCGACUCAUAACCCAUAAUCUCCUGGCUUGCCAUGCAAAAGGCUGCACGACCAACAAUUUCCCUCUGCAAUUUAAAGACGCAGAGAUCGAGCAUCGCGAAGCAGAGUUUAACCCUGAUUUCAUAAGGGGGUUGCUCCCCAAAAUCGAGUGGAAACCUCUCGUCGAUACCACGAAAAUGUUAGGCGAUACAUUGUUGCCAGACGAGCGGCCCGAGAUGAUGGACGAUGACCUACUGAAAAUGCUGCAUCAUGUCCUCCUUGAGUUGCACAUCGAAGAAGGACAAAUGAUAUGUCCAAACUGCAGUCACGUAUAUCCUAUCUCCAACGGGAUCCCGAACAUGCUUCUAUCAGAACACGAGAUUGCCUGA